GCUAGCAGCUACCUGAGCGCUGCGGGGGGCUGCGUUUGCCUACUCCGCUCCAGACCUGACGGCUAAAGGUACUUUAUGCCAACGUGGCUUCAUUCAUACAGAUGAACCAAGGAUUGGGAUAGCAGUAUAAAAUUAGAAUAAGACAGUUGACUGCCCAGCAGGAUGCCAUCAACUAACAGAGCAGGCAGUCUAAAGGACCCCGAAAUUGCAGAGCUCUUCUUCAAAGAAGAUCCAGAAAAGCUCUUCACAGAUCUCAGAGAAAUUGGCCAUGGAAGCUUUGGAGCAGUCUAUUUUGCACGGGAUGUGCGUACCAAUGAAGUGGUGGCCAUCAAGAAAAUGUCUUAUAGUGGAAAGCAGUCUACAGAGAAAUGGCAAGAUAUUAUUAAAGAAGUCAAAUUUCUACAAAGAAUAAAACAUCCCAACAGUAUAGAAUACAAAGGCUGCUAUUUACGUGAACACACAGCAUGGCUUGUGAUGGAAUAUUGUUUAGGAUCUGCUUCAGAUUUAUUAGAAGUUCACAAAAAGCCAUUACAAGAAAUGGAAAUAGCAGCAAUUACACAUGGUGCUCUCCAGGGAUUAGCCUACUUACAUUCUCAUACAAUGAUCCAUAGAGAUAUCAAAGCAGGAAAUAUCCUUCUGACAGAACCAGGCCAGGUGAAGCUUGCUGAUUUUGGAUCUGCUUCCAUGGCAUCCCCUGCCAAUUCUUUUGUUGGAACACCAUAUUGGAUGGCCCCAGAGGUAAUUUUAGCCAUGGAUGAAGGACAAUACGAUGGCAAAGUUGAUGUAUGGUCUCUUGGAAUAACAUGUAUUGAACUUGCGGAAAGGAAGCCUCCUUUAUUUAAUAUGAAUGCAAUGAGUGCCUUAUAUCACAUAGCCCAAAAUGAAUCCCCUACACUACAGUCUAAUGAAUGGUCUGAUUAUUUUCGCAACUUUGUAGAUUCUUGCCUCCAGAAAAUCCCUCAAGAUCGUCCAACAUCAGAGGAACUUUUAAAGCACAUGUUUGUUCUUCGAGAGCGCCCUGAAACAGUGUUAAUAGAUCUUAUUCAGAGGACAAAGGAUGCAGUAAGAGAGCUGGACAAUCUGCAGUAUCGAAAAAUGAAGAAACUUCUUUUCCAGGAGGCACAUAAUGGACCAACAGUGGAAGCACAGGAAGAAGAAGAGGAACAAGAUCAUGGUGUUGGCCGGACUGGAACAGUCAAUAGUGUUGGAAGUAAUCAGUCUAUUCCCAGUAUGUCUAUCAGUGCCAGCAGCCAAAGCAGUAGUGUUAAUAGUCUUCCAGAUGCCUCAGAUGAUAAAAGUGAACUAGACAUGAUGGAGGGAGACCAUACGGUGAUGUCCAACAGUUCUGUCAUCCAUUUAAAACCUGAAGAAGAAAAUUACAGAGAAGAAGGAGAUCCUAGAACAAGAGUAUCAGAUCCACAAUCUCCUCCCCAAGUAUCUCGCCACAAAUCACAUUAUCGUAAUCGAGAACACUUUGCAACCAUAAGGACGGCAUCACUGGUUACAAGGCAAAUGCAAGAACAUGAGCAGGAUUCUGAGCUUAGAGAACAGAUGUCUGGCUAUAAGCGAAUGAGACGGCAGCACCAAAAGCAACUGAUGACUCUGGAAAAUAAGCUAAAGGCUGAGAUGGAUGAACACCGCCUAAGAUUAGACAAAGAUCUUGAAACUCAGCGUAAUAAUUUUGCUGCAGAAAUGGAGAAACUUAUCAAGAAACAUCAAGCUGCUAUGGAAAAAGAGGCUAAAGUGAUGGCCAAUGAGGAGAAAAAAUUUCAGCAACAUAUUCAGGCCCAACAGAAGAAAGAACUGAAUAGCUUUUUGGAGUCCCAGAAAAGAGAAUAUAAACUUCGAAAAGAACAGCUUAAAGAGGAGCUGAAUGAAAACCAGAGCACCCCUAAAAAAGAAAAACAAGAGUGGCUUUCAAAGCAGAAGGAGAAUAUACAACAUUUCCAAGCAGAAGAAGAAGCUAACCUUCUUCGACGUCAGAGACAAUACCUGGAGCUGGAAUGCCGUCGCUUCAAGAGAAGAAUGUUACUUGGACGGCAUAACUUGGAGCAGGACCUUGUCAGGGAGGAGUUAAACAAAAGACAGACUCAAAAGGACUUAGAGCAUGCCAUGUUACUACGACAGCAUGAAUCUAUGCAAGAACUGGAGUUUCGCCACCUCAACACAAUUCAGAAGAUGCGCUGUGAGUUGAUCAGAUUGCAGCAUCAAACUGAGCUCACUAAUCAGCUGGAAUAUAAUAAGCGAAGGGAACGAGAACUAAGGCGAAAGCAUGUCAUGGAAGUUCGACAACAGCCUAAGAGUUUGAAGUCUAAAGAACUCCAAAUAAAAAAGCAGUUUCAGGAUACCUGCAAAAUCCAAACCAGACAGUACAAAGCAUUAAGAAAUCACCUACUGGAGACUACACCAAAGAGUGAGCAUAAAGCUGUUCUGAAAAGGCUCAAGGAGGAGCAGACCCGCAAGUUAGCCAUCUUGGCUGAACAGUAUGAUCACAGCAUUAAUGAAAUGCUCUCCACACAGGCUCUGCGUUUGGAUGAAGCACAGGAAGCAGAGUGCCAGGUUUUGAAGAUGCAGCUGCAGCAGGAACUGGAGCUGUUGAAUGCAUAUCAGAGCAAAAUCAAGAUGCAGGCUGAGGCACAACAUGAUCGAGAGCUUCGGGAGCUUGAACAGAGGGUCUCCCUCCGCAGGGCACUCUUAGAACAAAAGAUUGAAGAAGAAAUGUUGGCUUUGCAGAAUGAACGAACAGAACGAAUACGGAGCCUGCUAGAGCGUCAAGCGAGAGAAAUUGAAGCUUUUGACUCUGAAAGCAUGAGACUAGGUUUUAGUAACAUGGUCCUUUCUAACCUCUCCCCUGAGGCAUUCAGCCACAGCUACCCGGGAGCUUCUGGUUGGUCUCACAAUCCUACUGGGGGUCCAGGACCUCACUGGGGUCAUCCCAUGGGUGGCCCACCACAAGCUUGGGGCCAUCCAAUGCAAGGUGGACCCCAGCCAUGGGGUCACCCCUCGGGUCCAAUGCAAGGGGUACCCCGAGGUAGCAGUAUGGGAGUCCGCAAUAGCCCCCAGGCUCUGAGGCGGACAGCUUCUGGGGGACGGACGGAGCAGGGCAUGAGCAGAAGCACGAGUGUCACUUCACAAAUAUCCAAUGGGUCACACAUGUCUUAUACAUAACUUAAUAAUUGAGAGUGGCAAUUCCUCUGGAGCUGUCUGCCAAAAGAAACUGCCUACAGACAUCGUCACAGCAGUCUCCUCACUUGGGUACUACAGUGUGGGAGCUGAGUGCAUAUGGUAUAUUUUAUUCAUUUUUGUAAAGCAUUCUGUUUUGUGUUUACUAAUUGGGACGUCAUAGUAUUUGGCUGCCGGGUUUUUUGUGUUACUGUGUGUGUGUGUUUUUUUUUUUUUAACUUUUGGGCAAAUUUUGAAAAGGGUAAUUGAUAUUAAAUAUCUCAUGCAUGUGGUAAAAAGAAAUUGGCUGGAUAGAGGGGGUAUUUUCUGAACACUGCAGAAAUAAAAUGCAGCAAAGUGGCUUGAGUCAUCACUUGAGGGUAUCCAUAUCCUAAGAGUUUUGAGAAGAUCUAAAGUGUUCUUCGAGUUCUUAUGAGCCACUGACAGCAGGCAGCCUAUGCUGAAACAAGGUAUUAUUGGAACACACCUGCAACCCCCACCAAGGAAUUUUUUUUGUUAAAUUGGUUUGACUUCUCAGCCUGAUUUGGAGUGAAAAAGCAGAAAUCCACAAACACUAAGGGAUUAUAUUGGUCAUUUCAGAUGGUAGAAAAUAACUUACUUCUUUUUCUGAAAGCUUCAUAAAUUUGUCAAUGAUUUUUGUUCAUUCAGUUGUGCCUUCUUUGUGUCACAGUAAGAUGGGGUUGCUUAAAGAAACUACAAGUUGUGUGAGGAAUGCAUUAAUAAACCUGUGAGCCUUCAAAGGGGUGAGACAGUUCCUAGAAAGUUCAUCUGAUAGGUAUGUCCAGCAGCCUAGUAAGGAGAAGAAGCCUGUAUAUCCUGACAUUUUGUUGCUUAUACUGUGAUAUCUCAUCCUAGCUAAGCUCUGUAAGUUUUAAGACCCCAAACAGUACUUUUACUUUGUGCAAAAACAAAGACAUAGCCAAUACAAAUCAAAUGCCAGAGGUAUUUGAAUGAUGCCAUAUUUGCAAAUUGCCAUCUAUUGGAAUACUCAUCACACUACAUAGACAGAAUUUGAUUAUUCCCUUUUGGCUUAUGGGAUUUCCUGUUUACAAGUAGAAUAGUCGAUUAUUUAAAUGUUUAGUUGCCAUAGUGAACCAGGAGUCACUGAGCCAAUGACUACCAGCUGCUGACUAAUCCUCAUCACCACUGUAGAUUUUGCUGCAUAUGCAGGUCCUCUUAUUUUUUAAUUGCUGUUUUUGUUGCUGCAGUACUUUACAAACUUCUAGUUCAUUGAGACUUAGUAAUCAUUUUGGAUCAUGUUAACAUCACACAGUAGGAAACACCACUUCCAGAAGUCUCAAGCCUCAGAGCUGAAAUACUACUGAAAAGGAACUAGGAGGUUUGCUAAAUGAAAAAAAAAAAAAAAAAAAAAAAACCCAACAAAUAAAUAAAUAAAAGUAAGUUAUAGUGGUCAGGGAAUCUCUUGACAAAAGCUAACUUUUUUUUUAUUUUCGGGGAGUUGGGGGUCAUGUUUUUUCUUUUGUUUAGUGUUUUGUUUUAUUUUACAAUGAAGGAUCAACCCAAUGUUGAAAGUCAGAUGUUACUUGGUAUUCCACUGCUUGUAUGGAAGUUGAGUUGGAAGUGGGUGGGGAGCUGUGAAUAUGACUUGAAGAAAAAAAAAAUGUCCUUUCUGUGACAGAUCAGAGUUUCUUACAAGUUGAUGUCCUGCCCGCUCCCCAGUUAUCUUGAAAGACUUGCUGCUAACUCUGCAUCCUGCUUUUCAUGUAGUCAGAGGGCUCCAAGGUAGAACUCUACACGUCCCUCAAAAUAAAACUCUUCACCUAGACCAGACUAUUGACCAAAUUGUAAUAUGUCACUAAAGUCUUGAUUUUCUCAAAUUUUAAAUCUUCCCUGGGUAUGUCAGUCCAGUCUCCAAGAAUCCCCCCUUUAGGAAUUUCUGACACUGAUUUGAAGGUGAACAAGAAGAAAAAUUAAUAUUUUUAUAUAAAUCCUUUAAAAAUCAAAUCACAGUGGAAUUCACACACACUUCUAGACAGUGCUUUAAGUAGCGCACUGAUACAUUGUCCUCUUCGCUGUGCUCCAGAUCACCAGUUUUUAGAUAAAUAUGUGUACUUGCUCCAUCUACUGAAAAGGACUUUUAGUCUUGAUGUUCUUUUUUCCAUUCAGAUAUUAUAAGGUCUUUCAAGCAAGCAGAGAAAUCUUCCUGUUUGGAGGAAAAUAAUAAGAGCUUCAGAAUUUAACAAAAUGCCCCAAAAUAUAGAAUACCUUUAAAUGCACCCUUCUUAGAUAUGGCCCUUCUCUACUACUGCAGAGAUAGAAUAGGAAAGCAGAUCAGAUUUGCAUACAAAAUUCUUUUAAACCUAAAAUACUACCAGUAAUACAUUUUAAAGUCCAGUUGUGAACUUCAAAUAGUCAAAUUGAGUCACUUAAGUUCAUUGAAAUCAUAUGUACUUUUAUAAAAGUGUGAUUGAAUAUUGACUCCCAAGUGUCUAUCCUGAAGGGCUUUGUAUGUAAUUUAAUUGUAUGGCAACCAGUUUAUAUGUAGGUUAUGACUAUACCUGGAUUAUGCCAUUAAACUAAUCUUAAUUAAAGUAUGUAGUCUGCAAAAAUGAUUCAAAUUGGUUCAUUUAUGUUUAUGAGAUCUAACUUGUGAGGAAUCUCAUACACAAUAGGAAUCAUCACAUAGUGAAACUGGUAACAGGAAAAUUUGAACGGUUUUGAUGAGCUAUCCUAAGGAAAGAGCAAGCACUUUCUGAAUCAGUGUGCAAAUGUCAACAUUUGAUCAAAUUAACACUACCUCCUCCCUGGUGUUGGUGUUCACUUAUAUAUACAUGUGCGUGCGUGUGCGUGUGUGUGUGUGUGUGUGUGUGUGUGUGUUUAAGAAAAUUUUAAAUAUGGGAAAUUUAUGUAGCAUAUCAGAGGUUGUAAAUGCUAUAUCUGGUAUCCAGAGCCUGGCAGUGAAAGUCUUCUUGUGUUCACCUUCUCCAUUUUUUGGGCUAGCAUUUUAAAAAUGCAAAGCCUCAUAUACCUUGAAACAUUUUAUUCCUAAUUAGGUUCCCUCCCCUUUGCACAUAUUUUUUUCUCCCCUUUUAAACUCAACUCUAACCCCAAAUUAGAGUAUCUGAAAGCAUUUUCAUUAUGUAGAUAAUGUUAGCUAAAAAAUGUUUAUAUUUUUAUUAAGAGCUGCCAUUCUUUUGAGGCACAUAGUCCUACAUUUGAAAUCAUACCCACAGGUGUAAUAUGCUAAGUACCCUAAGUCAAGGAAUUAUUAAAUUGAACUUCUUGGCAUAGUCAUUAUGAUUUUUGACUGGACAUCAUGUAAACAUCAUUCAAAACACUAAAAAACUGUCCUGGACACUCCCCUCCCACUUCCACCACUUUUUCCUCACUGCCUUUUCAAAAAUUGAAAACUCUGUGUCUUUUUCAAACCAUAAGGCAGACUUUCUGCUUCUGUAAGUACUAAAUGUCUGGCAUUUUAAACUUUUAUAGAAUUCAUUGUGUUAGACACUGGAAUAAUACUGUUUAUUUUCACCUGUGAAAAAUGACUUUAUUGUACUUGAAACACCUCCUUUGCAUUUCUCCAUUUGUGCCAUUCACUAGUGGAAAUAAAUUGUAUUAUACCAUGAUCUACUGGCUUUUAAAAACUGUGUUAAAUAUGCACAUUUUUGGUAUAGCUAUUAUCAUUUGUAUGUAUAUAUUGUAUAUACAUAUGAGUGUCUAUAUGUGUGUAUAAAUGGAUGGAUGUAACUCAUACAUGUACAUUUCCAUCAGGGCACUUAAGGUUCUGUUUGUUGUUGUUGUUGUUUCUGUUGUUUGUUUGCUUUUGUUAUUUCAGUCCUCAGUUAUGGCCAGAAUGCAUGUGUUUUAAAGAAUGUGUACUCUGGGUUGAUAUUUAUGAGAAGAUGACAAUUUGUGCAGUCUUCUCCUUUUUAAUCCCCUCUUAGCACUUGUGUGAGUGGAGAGAAACUUAAGUAAAAUAUGGACCCAUAAAUUGCAAUGCAGUAAAAUUGUUCUGGGGAAAGGGCCAGCUAGUGUUUCUUUGAGUUUAUGUUAUGAUACAAUAAAAAGGUAAAUGAUGCAGAGAGAAAUGAACUGUGAAAAGGAAGAACACUGGUGGUGAUUCCUCUGCAAAGAUGAUAAAAAGAACCAAUAAGUCACAGAGUCUUUAUGUACUUUUUUGCAUAUAUUUCUUAGUUGUGAUACCAUUGAUCCUCUUCCUUUUUUUUAACCCCAUUAAUAGUAGCAGUUAUAUAUUUUGUUGAGGAUCAAAACAGCCAAAAAAGGAAUUACUACGAAAGCAUCUAAGGUACUCCUAAAGCAUAAAAUCAACAGGAAAUGGCCACUGGGAGAGAAGGAUAUGGUGUGAGGGACUUUCUCCUUUUAGCUGCCUCUUCUUGCUUGCUAAUAGUAAGUUCUUUGUGCACCUUCCACCCCUUCUGAGCCACGACUAUUCAAGCAGAGAUUUGGCCCAACACAGCACCCUUGGAGGUUUAUACAGUUCUGCAUUUUGUCGUAUGCUCAAAAUGUGAAGUGUCCUAGUGUGUAUUCAGUCGGAAAAUAAUUUAUUUAAGGUGUGUAAGUGUGAAUCUCCUAUAACGAUGGAAGAAGAGAUUCUCAUUUUUUAGAGCCUUCUUUAAGGAAUAAAGCCAGUAUUUGGGCUGUCAUCUUUGAGCUGCUUACCAAAAUAUAGAUCAUUAUUGAAGAGAAAUUCUCCAUUUUGUUCUCCCCCAUCAGACAUGAUACUAUUCCCACCUAGGUAUAGCAUUGCCUUUUAAAAGGCACGUGCUCAUUCUUAAUUGUUAAGAACUGGAAAUUUCCCAUCCUCUGUAAAGGAUGAAGAGUGUGCUGUUCAUUUAGCAUACUUGCCUUUUAAAUGCAAGGACUACUGAUUGAAGUCUGUUUUGCUGUGUCUGGUUAUGUUAGCUGCACUUUUAUGCAAUCACUACAGUAGAUCUGCAUUGGAAAUGACUAUUAAUUUGUAAAGAAGUAAGUUUUAUUAAACACUGUCUAGAAAAAAGUGAAGCUGAGAACUCUUCCUCUUUUGUGCAUUUGUAUUUUCUACUGAGUUUUGGUAGCCCUCUUUAAAGUUGUAUUGAUUUUUUUCCCCCUUCUUUGUUUAUAUUCAGAUUUCCAAAAUUUCACUUUUACAAGGAAUAGAACCUAUUUGGCCUAAUGGUACUCUUCAGAUCAUAACAAAUAUAUAAAUUAUGCACCUUAUUUGCCUGUUGUGAGUUUCUUAAACUUGCACUUCCCACCCACCCGAAGAUAGAUAUAUUUUUUAAAAAAGAGGCAGAGAAUUAAAACUAGGGAGACAUGUGCUUUGUCACCAUCACUGUUAAUUGUUUCCCAGUGAUCCAGACUUUUUGAAAUUUCAGAGAUUUGGGUGUGUGUGUCUAUUUGUACUCUUUGUUUUUAAUUAUGCAAAGGGUUCUUCUUUAAGUAGAGAAAAAGGUUAAUCUUCUCAAACUGAAGAAUGCCCACUGGAUAGUACUAAUCUGAACAUCUGUAGGUAGUUGUCAUGAAAAAGUGAAGUAAGGGUGAGACUUCCGAAUGAAUGAAAAAGGGUAUCUUGAUGCCCAAGAAUUCCCCUCAAAGUACGGGUAAUUCAACCUGCACAGUUUCCUUUCAUAGUUUUUAGCAAUUGUGAGUGGAAAAUCAUGUAAGUAGCUGUAAAUAUGUAGCUAACAAAUUGACCUAGUUUCUGUAUUUUUUUUAUUUUUUAUUUUUUUGGUUUUGUACUAAAGUUAUAGGUCUGUGCCAGCUAGAAAGGAGUUGCUGUCAUUGCCAGUUGUGGUUCUAGCAUCUAACCCUGAAACCAUCCUAGGUGACAUUUUUAGAAUAAAUGCUUAAAUGUUGUUAAACCUGGGGGAAAUGAAGCUUAAUUAUUGGUCAGGUUUGAAAUCUUUUGAAAUUUAAGUAAUUUUAUUUAAUAUAAUGAUUACAUGUUCUCAAUCAUGAGUAAGGUAGGGAGCCUCCCUCCCCCAGUGGCCAUGUUUACAGUGUGUCUUGUCUAUAAAGUGCAAGUGUGUUAAUGUUUAUGUAAAUUACACAGGUGAUAACAUUAUGGUUUGGGACUGUUUACGGGCUCCUUAACUGAAUUUUCAAAUGAAACGAACUAUACUUAUUGCUGGCACAUUCAUCCCAUUUCUGGAACACUUUUCCUAUUUCCAGAAUUACAUAUGUUCCUUAGACAUUACCCCCACUUAACUUCCCUUUUUCUGAUAUGCCUUGUAGCCAAGGUAUUAAAGACUGGUGAAUAUAGAUGAGGGAAAUGCAUUUUUUAAAAAAUCCAUGAACCCUCGAUUGUAUGCUUUCAGUACUUGUGUUAUGUUUCUAUGGCAACUUUGAAGUCAGUGGUUUAGAAAUGAGAUACCAGUGUUAAUGAAAAGUGUGUACUCUUUGCUUUUGCAUGGCUUGGCUUAGUAUCCAAGGUAUAUUAGAGCCACUUGAAAGCAUGAAGACCAGUUAUAUGGGAAUAGGUUUCUAUCAGUGGCACAUUUUUGCUUUUUCUUAGCCCUCAAAUACAUUGCCUAGGCAUGAACAUUAUUGUUAGUAUAAAUUGCACAUGGUCAUGGAGUGAAUUAUGUAAUUAAAAAGGAUGCAGCUGCCAACUGUAUGCAGUUCCUAGCUAUUGUGACAGUUUGGCACAUAUCAAAAUACCUAGGGGGUAUUGGAACAUUUCUAACCCUUUUGGGGAAUGUUAAACAGGUAUGUUUAGUUUAUCAAAAUGUUGGCUGCCCCUAGUAUAUUGCCAGACAGCUGUUAUUUGGUGCCCAUUCCAAAUGUGCUGUUGUCCUUCCUUUGCAUUUCACACUACCAGAGAAACCACCACCCUUUCUUCCUAGCACAUUUUCUGCCUUUUAUUCCACAUAAAAUGGGAAUUGUGCCUACAAAGAGUGCCCCUCCAAUUAAUUGCACGAGUCCCAAAACAAUCCAAGCCGAAGACACAAGGUGGGAAAACAUUUCAAAAAACAAAAAAACAAGAAGUCCACUUGAGGCCAGUAAUUUGUCUAACAAGGUCUUUUACCACAUUAUCUUGACACUUGAUAUAUGAGCCUAUUAGGAGUUACAAGUGGUUUCAUAGAGUGAAAUCCAACUGAAGAGGGAUGUGUGGGGUUUCUAUUAAGAGAUAGUUAUUUUGUUUUUACUUUACCUUUCCUUUUAUGAUCCUUCUUUGCCAGGUUAGAACAGGUUAAUUCUCCUAUUUUUUUUUUAACUUUAUAGGGAAAUUUUUACAAAAGUGAUGGUCUGAUGUAAAUAACAUUUUAAAGUAUAGUGCACAUAACUUCCCCGGACUAUUCAACCAGAUUAUUUGUAAAUGCUUUAGAGUUUUUUAAAUUAACACUUGUGUUGCUAAAUCCUAUUUAUGUAAGUCUGCUAAAGUUUUUAACCCACUUAAAACCUUCAACAUUUAAAUAAUGGAUGGGUUACUAUAAGCAAUUUAGCUUUCAGAACCCCCUUGUUUUAGUAUAUGAAAAAGCCUAAUGCACAUUCAUGAGGUUGGAGAGACUAUGAGAAAUAUGUAUAGUGUAUAUUUUAAAACAGCUUUGCUUGUAUUGUGAAGAUUUAAAAACAAACUUGAGAUUUUUAACAUAACUAUUAACACAGUUUUAACAUAAGUUAUCCCACUGGGUUUAAGAGCAUCUUGAAUGUAUAAUCCUUUUUGUAACCCAGGUUGGUUUCUGCUUUUAUCAGUCAUUCAAACAUUAUUUAUAUUUUUAGUUUUAUGUUCUCAUUUCCCCUUGUUUUCCUUAAACAGCAUGAUUUUUUUUUUGCACAUGUAGAAAUUUUUAAAGAGAAAGAAAUUAAUACAUCAUUUUAUCUGGAUUUUCUUCACAUCUCUCUUACUUUCUACUAACCCCUUCCUUAAAGGCCAUAUCACCCCAUUUGCAUUAUUGGUGCAAAUGCCAGGGUUGGUUUUUAUUUUUAUUUUUGCUAUUUACCUAAAAAAAAAAAAAAGAAAAUGCUUCAGUCAAUUGCCUUUUUAUUUAAAAAAAAAAAAAAAAGAAAAGAAAGAAAAAGAAAAAAAGCUGUAACCUUAUCAUUUCUGAGUAGACCAUUGAGAGAUGAAUGCACACCUGUCAUAGCCCAGGACCAGCUUUGGUGGCUAAAAGGGAAUGUUUUAACUAAGCAAGAUGUUCUUUUCUAAAAGUGGUAUCUAUUAUCCAUUCUAUUUCAGUUAUUCCCACAAGUCAGGGGUCCAGAUAAAAUGAGGGUUAUCAGCUAACUGAUAUGUUAUCAUUGAGGUUCAUCAAUGAAUUUGUACAUUUCUAGUUCCCUUUGGUGAAGGGAAAAAAUGAUGAUUUUGCAAGACCUAGAUUUUGGCUUGGUUUCUUGCCUCCUUUUUUGGCAGCCUUCAUCUUCUCAUCUCCCAAAGCCCUUGAGCCUGUAGGGUUUUCAUAGUGGACAAAGGACUUGUGGUCUUUUAAAACUGGGACUGAUUUUUUGGUGAGAGUUUAUUAUGUUGAAAGUGUGGUGAUGUUCUACCACUUUACCGAUGACUAAUUUUGAAUAUUCACAGUCCUCUCAAUUUUUGGACCAAACAGAUGCCCACAGUGGAGGCUUAUCAAGGGUUGCAAUGGAGAAGAAGCCUCUCCCUCACUGUCAGCACCAGCUGGUAAAGGUGACUGUACAGAUGUGCAUUUUCCUUUUGAUAGAAAUGGUCCACAGCACUAACUGGUAAGGCUUAUUGUACAGUACAUUGUCAGUAUUCUUCUGGUUCAGCAUACCUUAUAGUUCAUAUAUAACCUGUAUUAAUUGUAUAGAUUGUGCAUUUAAAGCUGUUACCAAGUUGUCAGAACAUAAGAGCGAAAACAAGGUCAUAUGUAAUAUUUUGUUUGUAAGUAUCCUUUGUAUCAUAGCAAAGGAAAUGUUUAAAAAUCAACUGUAAUAAAGUAAUUUUAGUACACA
This is a messenger RNA of Marmota flaviventris (yellow-bellied marmot), 12054 nucleotides long. It is a transcript of the gene Taok1, whose product is annotated as TAO kinase 1. Gene Ontology annotation, molecular function: protein serine/threonine kinase activity; ATP binding. Gene Ontology annotation, biological process: regulation of cytoskeleton organization; protein phosphorylation. The record is from RefSeq and is a predicted model, not a curated record. NCBI's taxonomy places the organism in Eukaryota, Metazoa, Chordata, Mammalia, Rodentia, Sciuridae. Gene Ontology annotation, cellular component: cytoplasm.